This is a messenger RNA of Cyprinodon variegatus (sheepshead minnow), 1621 nucleotides long. RefSeq names its product CTD small phosphatase-like protein. Lineage: Eukaryota; Metazoa; Chordata; Actinopteri; Cyprinodontiformes; Cyprinodontidae. The transcript is spliced from 7 exons. Gene Ontology annotation, molecular function: RNA polymerase II CTD heptapeptide repeat phosphatase activity. Bases 627 to 1418 code for a protein of 263 amino acids. The record is from RefSeq and is a predicted model, not a curated record.
UUGAGCUGCCUGCCUGCUGGAGAGAAUCCAUCCCAGAAACAAACCGCCCCCUCCCACUCUGAACGCCCCCGCUUCAGAUGGAACUCAAAAUACAUUAAUCCUCCAUGUUGCACAGGGAAUGUCGGGCCACCAGAUGUGAAACGCCGUUUUAAAAAGUCCGGUCGAGCAACUUGUUAGUAAUUAAUGCGCGUUUUUGGACGGACACCAAUUCCCUUUAACGGGCUUCCGAGUGUUUUCAGCGCUGUUCCAGACUCGGCCUCGUAUUGGAUAAUCGAUGCUAACAGGCUAACGCUAGCUGCUUGCCGACCUAACUUAGUUUGGACUUUAAGGUCGGGUUUUAUUUCAUUUUUUACACAUAUAUACAUAUAUAUUUGGACAGCGGCAUUACUGAGGCGGCUGAUAAUUUCUUGCUUAAAGCGAAAUAUAUUUUUUUCUUUCGGACAGCCAUAAAUGACAUCCUCCAGUCAGCGCCGUGCUAGCUGGCUGGCUCCAACCGCUGCUCCUCAGACGGUUUCCUGGCUUUGUGGCCACAGGCUGCUAGCUUAGUGGAGCUAGCUACAACGAAGCGGGCGCGUUAUCGCGAAUAACAUUGCUGCAAAACGAAACAGGAAUAAAAACCCGUCUCAAUGGACCACAUGUCCAUAAUAACUCAAGUCCCCAACCCGAAGGAGGAGGAAAUAAUAUCUUUCAACCAAGAAAAAGCAUCCCAGUCAAACAGCAGCCUGAAGAAGCAGCGGAGUCGAAGUAUAUUCAGCACAUUCUUUUGUUGCUUCCGUAACUACAAUGUGGAGCCACCAGCUACCAACAGCAGCUCCCCGCCUCCUCCUGUCGAGGAGAACGGAUCGCCUCCUAAGCCACCAGCCAAAUACCUCCUACCAGAGAUGAAAAUAUCUGACGAUGGUAAAAAGUGUGUGGUGAUAGACUUGGAUGAAACACUCGUGCACAGCUCAUUUAAGCCCAUCAGUAAUGCUGAUUUUAUUGUACCGGUGGAGAUCGAUGGUACCGUUCACCAGGUGUAUGUGCUGAAACGGCCCCAUGUGGACGAGUUCCUCCAGAAGAUGGGGGAGCUGUUUGAAUGUGUGCUCUUCACAGCCAGUCUAGCUAAGUAUGCAGACCCCGUGGCAGACCUGCUGGACCAGUGGGGGGUUUUCCGAGCGCGGCUCUUCAGAGAAUCCUGCGUGUUUCACAGAGGGAACUAUGUUAAAGACCUCAGCCGACUGGGGCGAGAGCUCAACAAUGUUAUUAUUGUUGACAAUUCCCCUGCCUCAUAUAUUUUCCAUCCAGAAAAUGCUGUCCCAGUUCAGUCUUGGUUUGACGACAUGAAUGACACAGAACUCCUGGACCUGCUGCCUUUUUUUGAGAAACUCAGCAAAGAAGACGAGGUUUACGGAGUCCUGCAAAAUUUCCGAAGCAGGUAGCAGGACAUGCUGCAGCUCAGCCUGUGCUCUGCGGCCUCCUCUCUGUCCAUCUCUGUCCUUUUUCUACAGCCCGCCGUCUCUCCAGGCUCUGGAAGAUGACCCGGGAGGCAGGGCGGGGGGGUUCUCACUGUGGAAACCUCCGUGUUCAACCAUGUCUCUCUGCUCUCUCCUCCCUGUGACUGGCUGCCUUCUGAGUGCCAUCA